Molecule: messenger RNA, 1484 nt
Organism: Salvia miltiorrhiza (redroot sage)
Lineage: Eukaryota; Viridiplantae; Streptophyta; Magnoliopsida; Lamiales; Lamiaceae
Product: F-box protein At1g70590
Exons: 4
Coding region: 206-1234 (342 amino acids)
Molecular function (GO): protein binding
Source: RefSeq, a predicted model, not a curated record
UUAUAUAGGUCAUCCUUUUUAUUAAAUAAAAACCGACCUUUUCUUAAAAAUAAAUUGACCAAUUAAUUAAUUUAAUUAAUUAAUAUAUUUCUCAGUAUGAUUUAUUAUUGAAUAUUUUGUGAACACACACGCACUCUAAGCUCGUCUGACGCAGCUGUACCGCCACCUCUCGCCGCCGGCCGCCGGCGCCGCUGAGCUCCCCGCGAUGAAGCAAAUGACGUGGCCGUGCAAUUCCGAAGGCCACCAUCACUUCGCAUCGCUCCCCUUUUUCAGGAAGCCCCAUGACUCCCCAACUCCGGCCAAACCCUCCAAACCCCACCUCUCGUUCUUCAAUUCGGGCCCCAAAUCGCCGCCUCGUCCGCCGCCGCAGGGAUCGGAUUUCUCGGCGUUGCCGUACGACGUGCUGGCGAGGAUCGCGGCGCCGUUCGCGCUGCCGAGCCUGAAGACGGCGUCGCUGGUGUGCCGGGCGUGGAGGGACGCGCUGAAGCCGCUUCGCGAGGCGAUGGUGUUCCUCAAGUGGGGGAAGCGGUUCAAGCACGGCCGCGGCGGGGUGAAGGCCAAUUCGAGGAAGGCGCUCGAUUCCUUCCUCAAGGGGGCCGCGCGUGGGUCCACGCUCGCGAUGGUGGACGCCGGGUUGAUUUAUUGGGAGAUGGGGAAGAAGGAGGAGGGGAUUGCUUGGUAUCGGCUGGCGGCGGAGCUCGGUGAUCCUACUGGACAGUGUAAUUUGGCCAUUUGCUAUUUGCAAGCUCAUCCUUCUAAGACCGGAGAGGCGAUUGGAUGGUUAUACCAGGCUUCCUUUGCUGGCCAUGUUCGUGCUCAAUACCAACUUGCACUUUGUUUGCACCAAGGUCGAGGGGUGGGACGGAGUCUUCCAGAAGCGGCUCGUUGGUACCUAAGAGCAGCGGAAGGGGGAUACGUGCGUGCAAUGUACAAUACAUCUCUUUGCUACUUGAUGGGCGAAGGUCUGGUGCAGUCUCACCGAUUGGCUCGAAAAUGGAUGAAGAGAGCUGCUGAUCAUGGCCACAGCAAAGCUCAAUUUGAGCACGGACUUGGUCUCUUCUCUGAGGGUGAUAUGAUGAAGGCCGUGGUGUACCUGGAGCUGGCCACCCGAGCCGGAGAGAGAGCCGCUGCUCAUGUGAAGAAUGUUAUUCUCCAGCAACUCUCAGCAUCCUCUCGUGAUAGGGCGAUGCUCCUUGCAGAUACCUGGCGCGACUUGCCUACCCGUCCCUCUUGAUGUCCUUGCUCGUUGCGAUGCAGCAGCGCGUCUCGGUUGGUAUGUAUGUAUAUUUCCCUAGAAUAAUGUCAGAUCUAUAUAUGAUGAUAUGCACCAAAAUCAUCCACUUCAUCUGUAAGUUUGCAACUGUUUCCUGAUUUGCCGAUUGUAAUAUCUUGUAAAUUCGAAUCACACUAGUUAUAGACUAUAGAGGCCAAAUGAACAUAUGAUUAUAAGAUUAUGGAGAAAUGUUUAGAGAAAUUCACAAAAA